AUGGACAGCGGAAGCGAGGCCGAUGCUGCACCAGCAGCAGCAUCAGCAGCAGAGGCAGAGGCAGCCACCGAAGCGGCGUUGAUGGCCGAAGCGGUGGCUGUAGCUUACCUGAGCGACGAGGAAGAGGAAGAGCCCGAGACUGGGGGAGAGCCUGAUCCGGACGUUGAGGAAGAUGCAGUGGAAUUCGCUGUCGAAGACGCUGGCGAGGAUCAGGAUGAAGGGGCUCCAGAGGACGAGGAGGAAGCCGCCGGCGAAGCUGGCGAGGAAGACGCUGUAAGUGUGAGUGAGUCGAACGGCAAUGGCGAGGAAGCUGCCGCCGCCGACAAGCGACAUGCCACCAAAAAAGAGCUCACCCAGAUCAUUGACAAGUGGGAGCAGCAACAGACCCAGAACGGCUACGACCCGGUCCCCACUUUGCGAAGUCUGGCGGAAAUAUUUGAGCGUGAGAAGGACGUGUAUCGUCGGAAGGACCCGGAUCCCUUGGACUCACGCCAUCCCUACAGAGCAGAUCCCAGCUGCCAGUACGGCUUGAUGCUGAAACUACUGUUCCGCAGAGAUUUGUUCAUGAGCAAGCUCCUGAACGACUAUCUGCGCGAAAACUACUUCAGCCGCCAGAAUGUGAGUCGCAGCUCACUGGAAUUGAACAUCCUCGCCUGCCGCCUCAUUCUUGAAGUAAUGCCGGGCUUGGAGACCACGGCUGUGUUCCAGACUGCCGACGACGACGGCACUAUCAACCGCAUCUACACCUGGGCGGAGGACAGCAUUGAACCUUUGCAGAGCUAUGCCACGGGACUGUUGGCGGAGGCUAUGGAAGUCACCGAUAUCGCGAUCAACUAUCGGGAUCAGAAUAUGCGGCUGGUGCCCAAAAUGAUUAAGCGCCUACACAUGCUGCUGGCCAUUAGCAAGAGUGCUGCGGCGGAUGCUCCAAACACCUCGGCGCAUAACCAGUCGGCAGACAGCACUGCCUCGGGAAUGCUCAGUUGGAUGGCCUGUGCCAGCAACGCCUCCGCUCCUCAGUCCCCGCAGCACAAUGGCAGUGGGGUGGGGACGAGCUCCUCCCUGCACGGCGACGCCUCCAACAUGUCCAUUCUGUUUGAGAACAGUCGGGACGCCUUUUCGGUGUCGCGUUACUACAAACGAAUGUACAUUCCUCUGCAUCCGCCCACGGCUGACACCAGCCAGAUGCUGAUAAUGCGCUUUUUGACCAGCCUGGGCGAGUACCAGGAGUUCCUAGCCAUGGCCUUCGAAAACAAUGUAAUGCAGUUGAUCUUUGGCUAUCUGGAGAACCUCGAUCGGAGGGACACUUGCCUGGCGUAUGAGGUGCUGAAGUAUCUAGCAUCCCUGCUCUGUCACAAGAAAUUCGCUUUGGAAUUUAUAUCCACCGGAGGCUUGGAGAUCUUAUUGAAAGUCCCGCGACCUAGCUUGGCCACCACGGGCGUCUCCAUUGCUAUAUACUACCUAGCAUAUUGCGAGGAUGCCAUGGAGCGCAUCUGCAGCAUGCAGCGGCCGCUCAUCUCGGAGCUCGUGCGCUAUGCGCUUUGGAUUUUGGGCCGGUGUCACGACUCCUCCAAGUGCCAUGCGACUAUGUUCUUCAGUCUGAGCUUCCAGUUCAAGGUUAUCUUGGACGAGUUUGAUGCGCAGGAUGGCCUGCGGAAGCUCUACAAUGUGAUCUCCGUUCUGAAGAUCCUUGAUCCGAGCCACAACGACAGCGAUAACGACUCGGAGAUCAACGAGGACGUGGAGUGUGCUUCCCGCCAGAUGGUGCGUCAUGUGUGCGUCGCCCUGAAGCGCUAUAUAGAAGCUCACUUCUUCUACAAGUACAACAACUUCCUAUGCCAGCACUACGCAGCAUCCUCGUCGCCUUCGUCGACCCACUUCUUUAGCCAGAAUCCCACAGUGGCCGCCAAGCUCACGUUCGACCAGCUGCACGACCAAAUACGUACUCUGCAGGAGCACACUUCCAUCCGGGCCCACUGGCAACCGGUUGACCAGCUCAUGAAGCUUGGAGGAAUCAGCAUGCUGCUCCGCAUAAUCGCCUUUAGCUACGAUUGGGUCAACAGCGGACGCUCAGAGACCAUCCGCUCCGCCCUGGACGUGCUUAGCGUCUGCUGUGUGAUACCUCGCGUUUACGGCGUUCUCUGUGACCGCCUACAGAUGCUGGACAAGACCACAACCUCAGGAUUCUGUUCCGUUUUGGGAGCAGCAGCCGGGGAAAUCACCUCAGAUGCGGAAGUCAUUAAAUCCGCACUGGCAGUACUCUGCCAUUGUGUCUGCUCGCCGAUCAUUCGCAAAGACAGUGGAAGUAGUCUGAUCAAGUUCGGAAACUCUUCGAGGAAAAACAAGGCCAACACCAAAUUCGCUGAGGAGCUGAUCGAGCGCGUGUGGGAGUCGGUGUGUUCCAACAACGGCAUUGUGGUGCUGCUGUCGCUUAUGCAAACCAAAGGACCGAUCACAGAUGCGGACUGCAUUCGGGGAAUGGCAUGCCGGGCACUGGCUGGACUAGCGCGCUCGGAUCGGGUCAGACAGAUUGUUAGCAAGCUUCCCCUCUUCGCGGGCGGGCAACUGCAGGCCUUGAUGCGCGAUCCCAUACUGCAGGAGAAGCGUGCGGAGCACGUGAUCUUCCAAAAGUACGCCCUAGAGCUGCUGGAGCGCAUUUCCGGCAAGACGAAGCCCCUCAACAAUCCAUUGGAUCCCUCCCUCUCGAAUAUGCACAAGGCAAACGUGAUUGCCCAGACCCGCAUCCAUUACAACAAGCAGCAGCUGUACCAGCUCAUCUUCGAGCACUUGGAAAGCAAUGGUCUGUCGCAAACGGCUCAGAUGCUCCAGCGGGAGGUGGGUCUCCCGCUGCAGACGCCAACCACGCGCAGCUUCCACCAGUCGCCAUUCGAUUACAAGACCAUGCCCAGUGGCAGCGGCUUGUCGUUGUCCAGAAACCGCCUGCGCAGCCGAAUGCAGGAUGUGAACGCGGCGAUAAUGAGCAAUGGAGAGUUUAAUCGGAGCUUCGGCGAGGAUUCCUCGCCAGCCCCCGGCGGAGGGGCAGGAACGAGCCACCAGGGAGAGCUGGCCAGCAUACCCAACUUCUUGUCUCUUAACUCCAGCCAAACACCAAUCAAGAUCCGGCGAACGGACCGUUCAGUGAACUCGGUGAGUCGCUCGAUUCAGAAGCAAAUGCUGGAGCCAGGAACGAACCUACCAGUAGGUCUGCCGGAGGAAGGUCAGUGGGCACCUAAGCGGAUCACCUUAAACACCAUUGUAACAGAGUACCUUACCAACCAGCACUCGCUGUGCAAUAAUCCGGUGACGACGUGUCCGCAAUUCGAUCUGUUCGAACCCCACAAGUGUCCCGAUCCCAAGCCAAGUCGCUUGCUUAGCUCGAACUACAACCUGACCAGUCGGCAUGCUCGAACUCAAGCUGGUUUCAACACCAGUCGCUUUGACCGGCGCUACGUGCACACCCAUUUCUCGCCCUGGCGCACCAUUCGAUCGGCGGACUACGAGGACCUGGAGUUCACCUGCUGUGACCUAGUGGGCAAGUUCAUUAUCGUGGGAACCCAGCAAGGAGAUGGCCGGGUCUUCAAUAUGAACGAUGGGGUGGAGCAGUUUUUUUCCAACUGCCACAACUUCAGUGUAGAUGCCAUUAAGGCGAAUCGAGCCGGCGAUCUUGUCAUAACCUCCAGCUUCUGGCGGACGCCAACCAGCAUCCUGUGGUCCAUCGCGGACAAUGAGUUCAAGCUGAAGCUUCGUCUGCCCGAUGUUACCUAUUGCGAAUUUAGCCAGACGGCGCAGGAUCGUCUUCUGGGCACUCAGAACGAGUGCGCUACACUGUUCGACAUAAACACAGGCUCCAAGGUGUCUACAUUCACUCCCACGAUCCCGAACUUGUACACCAAAAACAGAGCGACUCUGUGCCGAACCGACGAACUAAUUUUGUCAGAUGGUGUGCUGUGGGACGUGCGUUCUGGAAAGGAGAUCCACAAGUUCGACAAGUUCAAUCAGUGUAUUUCGGGAGUCUUCCAUCCAAACUGCCUGGAGAUCAUUGCAAACACGGAGGUGUGGGAUCUGCGCACCUUCCAUCUGCUUCAGACUGUGCCUGUGCUGGAUCAGCGCAACUGCACCUUCUCGCCAAUGCAUGUGAUCUACGGAGCUAGCUUGGGAGCGGAUAGAGAUCAUGAUAUGGAGCAGACCACGUACGACACCAGCUUCAAUGUGCUGGAUGCGUACGACUACUCUAGCAUUGCUACCAUCGACGUGAAGCGCCACAUCAACGAUUUGAGCGUGAGCGCCAACGGAAGCCUGAUCGCCGUGGUGGAAGACUACAGCGGCUACGAGUCCAAGCAGGAGACUUACGUGAAGAUCUAUGCGGUGGGCGUGAAGAAGAGCGAGCGUUCGGAAGAGGAAGAUGAGGAGGAGGUGCCCGAAUCUGAUGAGGAGGGCUCGGACACGGACUCGGAGAACCCCGGAGCUUUCCCACGUAGCUUACGGUACCGCCACGCCCCGGACCUUCUCGAAGGUGAUUGGGUUCUGGACGGACCAGAUACCGACAGCGAUCUAAUCAGCUCCGACGACGAGGAUAUGGACGACGACGACGAUGGUGAUGGUGACGGAGACGGAGAUGGCGACGGCGACGAUAGCGACGAUACCCUAGACUUCUUCGAGAAUGCCAGCAGCGGUGACGGUAACUCUAGAACUCUUUCCUCUGUUCGUGUACGACUUGUAUUUUCUCCACCCUUAGAUUGAUUGAGUCCACUGCUCUUCAAUACCACUACCACUUCUGCCUCUCCACCACCGCUCCAACGAUCCACUGCUCCACUGUUAUCCCACUGUACCGUCUUCUCUAGUGUCGUCUCGUGUGAUCUUUGUUAUCCGCAGGAGAGAGACGCCGCCAAUCUUUGAUAGUUUUUAUAGGUGUAGUCCGUAAGAUGUUACAGUUAAAUUAUGUUGAUUUUUUGUACAAAAUAUGAAGAUAGCCCAGCCAGAGGAAAACACGUGCGUUGAAGCCACGCUAAGAUUUUGAACUGGGAAUGCAUGAUGAUAACAUGGAAAUACCGACUGUGAGAAUCAAAUCUGAAAAUUGUUCAACAAUUUUUUCUGUACAAACAUAUUAUAAUGGUAACUUUUGCUGCAACAAUUAAAAGAAGCCCAAUUGUAAAAUCGUUAUUAAAAUCCAAUAAAAAGAUACUUAGAUUUCAAUUUAUA
This is a messenger RNA of Drosophila ananassae, 5196 nucleotides long. RefSeq names its product protein mahjong (gene mahj). Gene Ontology annotation, cellular component: nucleus; Cul4-RING E3 ubiquitin ligase complex. The record is from RefSeq and is a predicted model, not a curated record. Lineage: Eukaryota; Metazoa; Arthropoda; Insecta; Diptera; Drosophilidae. Gene Ontology annotation, biological process: protein ubiquitination. Gene Ontology annotation, molecular function: protein binding. Bases 1 to 4737 code for a protein of 1578 amino acids. The transcript has 10 exons.